Aspergillus bombycis is the source of this 1101-nucleotide messenger RNA. RefSeq names its product putative lipase/esterase family protein. Gene Ontology annotation, molecular function: hydrolase activity. The transcript has 3 exons. The coding region runs from base 1 to 1101 and encodes 366 amino acids. The record is from RefSeq and is a predicted model, not a curated record. Lineage: Eukaryota; Fungi; Ascomycota; Eurotiomycetes; Eurotiales; Aspergillaceae.
AUGUCCUUCCUUUAUCGCUGGUUCGGACCCCUGUACGAUGCUAUUCUAUGUCCAGGUCUGCCCUUGAGCAUUCGCUGGCGCCUUGUCGCAUUACAGCCGGUAGUCUUCCUUACAAAUGCAAUUCAAUAUUGGCGUGGCAUACGUUCGAAACAUCCCAAGACCACGAUCUGGAUUCCCUUGCGGCGUGCCCCGGGUCACUCCGUUCGCGCUAUUGUAUACCACCCCCUCGAGAAAGCGCCUAAGAAUAAACCACGGGCUCUCCAUCUCAACAUUCACGGCGGCGGGUUCCUUGGAGGUCUCCCCGAAGGCAACACGCCGUUCUGUGAUCGAGUCGCGGCAGAGACUGGGGCAGUAGUGAUAUCAACAUCCCACCGAUACUCCCCGCGAUGUACUUUCCCCGUUGCGCACAGGGAUGUCCAAGAUGUAGCUGAAUGGUUGAUCGAAAACGCGGGGAGACUCUGGGACGCCGAUCCGAGAUUGCUGAGUGUGAGCGGAUUCUCAACUGGAGGGAAUCUGGCGCUGGGCGUUGCGCAAUGGUUGGCCCGGUCGGAGUUCAACGUGAAGGCAGCGGUGAUGUUUUACCCACCUGUUGAUCUGCGGCUGUCGCCAUGGGAAAAGCCGAAGCCGGCCACAUAUCCUGAUACCGAUCCUCUAGCUUUUGUUUGGCCCUUAAUGGACGCAUAUGCCGGAACAGAGCGAGAAAAGUAUCGGGAUAACUCAAUGCUCCAUCCCAUUCUGGCAGAUAUCGAGUUACUGCCAAGGAAUAUGCUGUUUAUUUGUGCGAAAGUCGAUAUUCUUCUCCAUGAGCAAACAUUGUUUGUGAAUAGACUGAAAGACGAAGCUGCAGCCCUUAAUCGCAAAAUCGAGUGCUCACAAGAAAUAUCUCAAGGUCAUCCGACCAAUAGGAGAGACAGAGUAUCGCUGGCGUCAGGAUGUGAGUCGGCUGCUCGCCGUCCUUAUCACAUCGAGGACAUGUUCUUCGACGAUCAGAUACAUGGAUGGAUUGAGGUGCCUUCAAUGUUCAUCGAUACCAAACUGAGAGACCAGGUCUAUCAUGAUGCAGUGCGGUUUCUGGACAAAGUCUAUACUUCCCAAGGAUGA